UGUGCCGGGGCCGCCGCGCUCGGCCCCGCUCGGCCCCGCUCCCCCGCGCCCCCGCCGCCGCUCCGGGGCGGCAGAAAGCACCGUCAGAUCACAGCGAAAACGCGAGGUUUAAAGUUAGUGCUGACACCCCACGGAGCAUCUCUGAGUGUAGCUGGCAGAUGGAAAACUCCCCGAGAGGUCUUGGGCUCAUUAGUCGUGUGUUUGAGCACCAGCGGUGGUAUCGGAAGGAGAAACUGUUAAACUGGGGUGCAGGGACCAUCUGGAGGAGGGAAGAGGCUCCAUGCCAGGCGUCCAUCUCGUUUCGGUGGCACACCAUGGAUACCACCGGCCACAGCGUCCUCCUCCUCCAGCAGCUGAACAUGCAGCGAGAGUUUGGCUUUCUGUGUGACUGCACAGUUGCCAUUGGAGAUGUUUACUUCAAAGCCCACAGAGCGGUGCUCGCUGCUUUUUCAAACUAUUUUAAGAUGAUAUUUAUUCAUCAGACAAGCGAGUGCAUAAAAAUUCAGCCUACAGACAUCCAGCCUGACAUAUUUAGCUACUUGUUACAUAUCAUGUACACUGGGAAAGGGCCAAAGCAGACUGUCAGCCAGAGCCGACUUGAGGAGGGCAUCCGCUUUCUGCACGCAGACCACCUCUCCCACAUCGCCAUCGAGAUGAACCAGGCCUUCUCCCCAGAGCCGGUCCAGUCCUCCAACCUGUACGGGAUCCAGAUCUCCACGGCGCACAAGCUGGCGAAGGAGCGCCUGGGAGCGAAGGAGAGCCUGCCCAAGGCGGGGAGCAGGGCUGCGGCCCAGGCCGAUCACCCCCAGCUGCAGCUGUCCCUGGCCAUCGGCCUGGACGACGGCCCCCUGGACCAGCAGGUCGCUCGCCCCUCGGCCCAGCCCGCAGCUCUGGCCAAGCCGGCGGAGGAGCGCCCGAAGCUCUCGGUUUCCAUAAAGCAGGAGAGGUGCGACUCGGAGCCCGUGGUGUCCCAGAGCUGCACGCCUCCCUCUCCGGAGGUAGCCAGCCCCAUCUUUGCAAAGGGCAGACUCAGGGUGCACCUGUGCCACUACUGCGGGGAGCGCUUCGAGUCGCGCGAGGGGCUGCGGCAGCACCUGCACACCCACGUUUCAGGCUCGCUGCCCUUCGGUGUCCCGGCCUCCAUCCUGGAGAGCAGCGACCUGGGGGAGGUGCAGCCUCUGGCUGAGGACAGGGAGCCUGGGGACGGCCAUCGCCUCGGGGCCUUCCUCCUCAAGGAGGAUGAGCAUCAGCUGGAGCACCCGAGCUGCAGCGACCUGGAGCCUCUGCAGAUUGGGCAGCUCUCCCUCAUCUCCAAGGACCACGAGCCGGUGGAGUUGAACUGUAACUUUUCUUUCUCAAGAAAGAGAAAGAUCAGCUGCACGGUGUGCGGCCGCACGUUUUUCCGGAAGAGCCAGCUGCUGGAGCACAUGUACACGCACAGAGGGAAGCAGCACAAGUACGGCCGCUGCCAGCGGCUGGAGAGCCCCGCCACCCCCAGGUUCCACCCUUACUGUGACAGUGAGAGUGUGGGUAAGAGCUCCAGCUUGUCUCAAGACCACUUAGAUGAAUGUAUACUGGAGUCAGAUCUCAUCCAAGAAAGCGUUGAUACGAUCCUGGUAGAGUAAUUCUCCCCUUUCCGAUGCCGAAACUGAGUGUUUUGGCAUUCUCCACCUAGGGAGCUCUGUGCAGCUGAUUUCCUGAGCCACCAUUCCCCUCACCGCUGAGAUAACUGUGAAGGACUGUGUACUUUGAUUUGUGUACUUGCUUUUUUUACUUCUCCAACUUUGAAACUCGAGCUAAUUCCCAUCUAAGUCCUUCUUGGAAGCCUCUGUGUAACUCAGUUAUGUUUUUCCUGAAUGUGAACUUAGUCCUACUCUGCUUUACUGGAGUUAAGGCUGUAUUGCUGGGUGUGAGGUUUAAACAUUGUCUUGUACUGUGUGGUGCCUCGGACUGUUUGUAUCCCAUAGAAUUGCUCUUCUGAAACCAGAUGGAUGGAAGUGUAGAGGGAAAGACGUAUUGUGUUUCCCAAACAGUUUGUUUUUAAUGAAAAUAAAUAUCUCAAGGAGAUGAAUCCUGAA
Molecule: messenger RNA, 2078 nt
Organism: Catharus ustulatus (Swainson's thrush)
Lineage: Eukaryota; Metazoa; Chordata; Aves; Passeriformes; Turdidae
Gene: ZBTB25
Product: zinc finger and BTB domain containing 25
Exons: 3
Coding region: 159-1625 (488 amino acids)
Biological process (GO): regulation of transcription by RNA polymerase II
Cellular component (GO): nucleus
Molecular function (GO): DNA-binding transcription factor activity, RNA polymerase II-specific; RNA polymerase II cis-regulatory region sequence-specific DNA binding; protein binding
Source: RefSeq, a predicted model, not a curated record